CGGAGCUCCGAGCUGUCACCUCCUCAUCGGUUCACCCGGCCCCCGUGCGGCCGUUGUCGGGUUCGGUUUGACGGAGGCGUCGCUGCCAUGGAGCCCCGGGGGGAGAGGCUGCCGCCGCCGAGGCCACACUUAGCUUCCCGUGUAGCUACGUAGCUACCCGCUCAUCAUCACCCGGAGAAGCGGCCACUGAACACGGCUCGGACACUCGGUAGAUUCCGCUCCAGAGCUCCGGGCUCACAUUUCACUCGUCCCGCCAGACGUCGGCAGACGGAGCAGCAGCCCCAUCGGGGGAAAAUACGUGAUUCACGCGGGGGGAAGAGGCGCUUCAGUCCGGCUACACUGGCAACGGAUGUCCUGGAGGACGGAUGCGUGAGGACAUGUCCACCAUGGUGUGCGUGAAGGAGGAGGAGGACCCCGGGGAGAAGAUGACCCAGGAUGAGAUCAUCUCCCGGACCAAGCAGGUGAUCCAGGGGCUGGAGGCGCUGAAGCAGGAGCACCACUCCAUCCUGGACGGCCUGCUGGGCACACUGCGCUGCCUGAAGCAGGAGGAGGAGGGCGUCCUGGUGGAGGAGAAGUCCCACAUGAUCCGCAGGUCCAUGGAGAUGCUGGAGCUUGGGCUGAGUGAAGCACAGGUGAUGAUGGCGCUGUCCAGCCACCUGAGCUCGGUGGAGUCGGAGAAGCAGAAGCUGCGCGCUCAGGUCCGCCGGCUCUGCCAGGAGAACCAGUGGCUGAGGGACGAGCUGGCCGGGACCCAGCAGAAGCUGCAGAAGAGCGAGCAGAGCGUGGCCCAGCUGGAGGAGGAGAAGAAGCACCUGGAGUUCAUGAACCAGCUGAAGAAGUACGACGAGGACCUGUCCCCAACGGAGGAGAAAGACUCUGACUCCAGCAAAGAGAAUCUGGAUGAUCUCUUCCCUGAUGACCACGAUGACCAGGCCCCGGGCAUCCAGCCGGCUCAUGGCAGUGCAGCAGCGGCAGCGGCCCAGCAGGGAGGCUAUGAGAUCCCGGCCCGUCUGAGGACCCUCCACAACCUGGUGAUCCAGUACGCCUCCCAGGGCCGCUACGAGGUGGCCGUGCCGCUGUGCAAACAGGCCCUGGAGGACCUGGAGAAGACCUCUGGACACGACCACCCGGACGUCGCCACCAUGCUCAAUAUCCUGGCCCUGGUCUACAGGGAUCAGAACAAAUACAAGGAGGCAGCCAACCUGCUGAAUGAUGCUCUGGCCAUUAGAGAGAAGACGCUGGGCAGAGACCAUCCAGCGGUUGCUGCCACCCUCAACAACUUGGCUGUCCUCUAUGGGAAGAGAGGGAAGUACAAGGAGGCGGAGCCUCUGUGCAAGAGAGCGCUGGAGAUCAGAGAGAAGGUGCUGGGGAAGGACCACCCAGACGUGGCCAAGCAGCUGAACAACCUGGCCCUGCUGUGUCAGAACCAGGGCAAGUACGAGGAGGUGGAGUACUACUACAUGAGAGCGCUGGAGAUCUACCAGACCAAACUGGGCCCCGAUGACCCCAACGUGGCCAAGACCAAGAACAACCUGGCGUCCUGUUACCUGAAGCAGGGCAAGUUCAAGCAGGCCGAGACUCUUUAUAAAGAAAUCCUCACCCGCGCUCACGAGAGGGAGUUCGGCUCAGUCGACGAUGAGAACAAACCCAUCUGGAUGCAUGCUGAGGAGCGAGAGGAGCAGAGCAAGGGGAAGCAGAAGGACGGCUCGCCAUUUGGAGAAUAUGGAGGCUGGUACAAAGCCUGUAAAGUGGACAGCCCCACGGUCACCACCACCCUGAAGAACCUCGGCGCCCUCUACAGGCGACAGGGGAAGUUUGAGGCUGCAGAGACGCUGGAGGAAGCCGCCCUGCGCUCCAGAAAGCAGGGUCUGGACACUGUGCACAAGCAGCGCGUGGCCGAGGUCCUGAGCGAGCCGGAGGCCCGCGAGAAGCAGCGGAGCCGCGAGAGCUUGACCUCGGACGCGGUGAAGUACGAGAGCGGGCCGGACGGUGGCGAGGAAGUGAGUAUGAGCGUGGAGUGGAACGGGGUAAGUACAGUACACAGCCCCCCCACACAGCACUGAGAGUCUCACACUGACACGUUCACACUGAGUCUCUCUGAGCAGACGCCACGUUAGAGUAAAUCUGAUUGGCUCAAUAUGAGACAUGUUGAAUGUGUAAGUUUGAUUUACUGUGAGAGAGACUAGAACAAAUACACACGUGUCUUCUUCUCAGUGGAUUACAUAUUCAACACAAACCUGCUUCUGAGUACACAUCGACUUACGCGCACAAGUUGGUUUUUCCACUGAACUCUGGAGCCAGAAAUUACAUCAGUGAGGUUUUAUUAAUCAUCUUGAUCUUCAAAUUAAAAUUUGCAGUUUUAAGAUCAAAGGCUCUGAUUAACUGGAUAUCAAAGGAAUUAGUUCAUUAGUGGAGAUGAUGAACUCCCUAGAAAAACAAGGUCAGACAAGAAAUCCUCACGCUCCAGUGACGGCUCCCAGUAAAUCUGAUUUAAUCUGAAAUAAUUACAAUAAUCCAGCUAAUUUCUUACAAUAUUCUUCCUUGUUUAAGAAGAUUCCUGCUUAAAUUCCCUCUAUGAGUUUAACAGUUUACACAAUCAACAUGAAAUCUGCAUAAUUCAUUGGAAAAUGUGAACUUGAGCUUUUAAGAUUUUCUCCAGCUUCACUAUCAUCCUUGUAUGAUGGAAAUUAAACCUCAAUCAGAGUUUAUCAGUGGCUUCUUUAAAAGAAAGAUACACAACGAUUGUUACUAAUCUGUUCAUUCAGUUAUUCUCAUCAGGAGUUUCUCCCACGGACACAAGUCCCAGUAUAAACCAGUUAGAGUGAUUUAAAAGGGUUGUUUAGUGGAUAACGCUGAUUGACUGUCACAGUUCCUCUUCUCUCCUUCAGUAGUUAAAUAUCUUCACUGUUACUGACAGAUUAAUAAACCAAUUAAAAGCUGCAGAUGUGCAAACAGCUGGAUCUCAAAUCUCUAAAAUUAGCUGCUUCAGUCGUCGUGUUGACACGGAGCUGUGGUCGUAAAAUAAAACCUCUUUUCCCACUAAACUCUCCUCUGCUGUGGAGCUUCUCCCAUUAACUCCACGUCUUAAAGCUGCAGCCCCCCCCCCCCCCCUCCCCCCCUGCUGCAGAGACACUUCUCUAACCGAGCUGCUGCAGUUCAGAUCCUCUGCCGUGUUUCCUCCAGUGACUCCUGAGUCUCAGCGUGAAGACGUAGCUUCGCUGUCGGCUGCUUCACCAUCACGACU
Pleuronectes platessa (European plaice) is the source of this 3244-nucleotide messenger RNA. It is a transcript of the gene klc1a, whose product is annotated as kinesin light chain 1a. Lineage: Eukaryota; Metazoa; Chordata; Actinopteri; Pleuronectiformes; Pleuronectidae. The transcript is spliced from 13 exons. The record is from RefSeq and is a predicted model, not a curated record. Gene Ontology annotation, molecular function: kinesin binding. Gene Ontology annotation, cellular component: kinesin complex; cytoplasm; membrane-bounded organelle. Gene Ontology annotation, biological process: axo-dendritic transport. The coding region runs from base 366 to 2063 and encodes 565 amino acids.